AUGUACAGUAUUAGUGAAGAGGAAAAAAUAAAGGGCGCAGAGGUUGAGGCAAAGUUAACUGAAGCAGUAGAUCAGCUCAAACUGGAAAAUGAGAAGUGUACUGAGACUGAACAGUGUCUAUUGAAAGAUGAAAAUAAAAUAUCUGCAAUGGAAAGUGAGUUUCAAAAAGAAGAACUGCUUCAUCAACAGUCAAUACAGGCCAUCUCUGAGCAUUUAGAAACGUUGAGGAAUCAAGUACAAGAUAUUCGUCGUCGCAUGCAAGAUUUUGAUAAAGGGAAUAGGGAAAUGCAACGUGAAAUUGGAAAAGUAAAAAAUGAUAUCGCUGCAUUAUAUCGAGAUGCUAAUGCUGACAUGAAGAAUUUAGCCGUUUGUUUGAAUGAUUUUCUUAAAGAAUAUCUGGAAGCUGAGAAAGCGUACGAAAAAGAUCGUGAUCGAAUAGAGCGACUUAAAAAUAUUAUGAUCUUGGCUCUGAGAGAUUGGGAAGAGGAAUCGAUUCCGAGUAGAUCUGGAACUGGCAAAAUGGAUGAGGGAAAUGUUGAACAAAAUUUUAAUUGGUAUGCACGUCAUCAUCGUUUCAGGAUUGUGAAAAUGAAUAAAUAUUGGACAAUAUUUUUUUUAAAGAAUAAGAAUCAGUCUAAUACUGAAAUGAGACGAGCAGCAUUGUCUGUCAGUAAUGCCUCAGCCAAAUGUGAGAACAGAAAAAAAAAUCCAUACUUAAUUACAUUUCAGUAUUUGAAAGCUGGGAAAGCGUACGAAAAAGAUCGCGAUCGAAUAGAGCAACUGAAAGAUAUUUUGAUCUUGGCUCUGAAAAAUUGCGAAGAGGAAUCGAUUCCGACUAGAUUUGGAACUGACAAAAUGGAUGAGGGAAAUGUUGAACAAAGUAUUUAA
This is a messenger RNA of Thelazia callipaeda (thelaziosis nematode), 888 nucleotides long. The record is from the annotation of a GenBank genome assembly. NCBI's taxonomy places the organism in Eukaryota, Metazoa, Nematoda, Chromadorea, Rhabditida, Thelaziidae.